Molecule: messenger RNA, 535 nt
Organism: Priapulus caudatus
Lineage: Eukaryota; Metazoa; Priapulida; Priapulimorpha; Priapulimorphida; Priapulidae
Product: helicase SWR1-like
Exons: 3
Cellular component (GO): Swr1 complex
Molecular function (GO): ATP hydrolysis activity; histone binding
Source: RefSeq, a predicted model, not a curated record
GUACGUGUUCUGCACGCCGCCCGUGCGUUCGCCACAGCCUCAGAUACACAUGUCUCACGUGCCACCAUCGCUGGCAGUGCGUGAGCAAGAGAGGGCGCUACUGCUGCAUAACGAGCUAGCGCCGCGCUCAGCGUGUCUGCACGCCAUCGACAGCUACACAUCAACGCAGUUCCCCGACCGCCGCCUCAUACAGUACGACUGUGGUAAGCUGCAGACGCUGGACGUGUUGCUACGGCGACUGAAGGUGGACGCUCACCGCGCGCUCAUCUUCACGCAAAUGACUCGCAUGCUGGACAUCCUAGAAACGUUCCUCAACUACCACGGCCAUCGCUACCUACGCCUGGAUGGCACCACCCGCAUAGAGAUGAGACAGACGCUGAUGGAGCGAUUCAACGCAGACCCGCGCAUCUUCUGCAUGAUACUAUCAACGCGCUCUGGUGGCAUCGGUGUGAACCUUACCGGCGCUGACACUGUGAUAUUCUACGACAGCGAUUGGAACCCGACGAUGGACGCUCAGGUGAAUGCGCGCUUCUAG